Phytophthora sojae is the source of this 927-nucleotide messenger RNA. RefSeq lists its product as hypothetical. The transcript has 4 exons. The record is from RefSeq and is a predicted model, not a curated record. Bases 1 to 927 code for a protein of 308 amino acids. Lineage: Eukaryota; Oomycota; Peronosporomycetes; Peronosporales; Peronosporaceae.
AUGUCUGCCUACACCAAGUUCGCCAUCAUCGGAGCCGGCGGCGUCGGCGGCACCGUCGCGGACGAGCUGCUCAAGAAGGGCGAGGCCGUGUCCGUGACCGUCCUUACGCGCGACGAGAGCAAGCCGGAGCUGCAGGCCUUCAAGGCGCGCGGCGCCACGCUCGUGCAGGUCUCGUACGACGACGCGGACGCCGUCAAGAAGGCGCUGGCCGGCAGCGAGGUGGCCGUGAGCACCGUGUCGCCCUACAACAUGGACGUGCAGAAGGCCAUCGUGCCGGCGGCCAAGGCGGCGGGCAUCCAGCUCUUCGUGCCGGCCGAGUACGGCGUCAAGGUCACCGAGGGCCCGAACGCGACCAAGAAGGAGGUGCAGGACCUGCUGACGCAGCACGAGCUGCCCUUCACCAUCUUCUACACGGGCCUGUUCGCCGAGUUCCUGCCCUACUUCCUGGGCUACCACUACGACGAGGGCUACAUGAACGUCGUGGGUAAGGGCGAGACAGCCUUCAGCAUCACCUCGCGCACGGACGUGGGGCGCUUCGUGGCGCACGUGCUGUCGACGGCGCCCAAGAGCGCGCUGGAGGGCGCCAGGCUGCCGUUCGAGGCCGAGCGCCUGUCGCCGCUGCAGAUCUGCGACCUCGCCGAGAAGAAGCUGGGCAAGAAGAUCGAGGUGCGCCACGUCGACUACGAGGAGAACAAGAAGAACUUCAACACGGACUUCGUGGCGUUCCUGACGACCAUCUUCGAGGAGGGCCGCGGCGUCGUGGGCACGGAGCAGGAGGUGGCGGACACGGUGGCCAAGUUCUUCCCGGACUGGAACCCGACCAAGUACGAGUCUGUUACCCGCCAGCGGUCAAACAGGGAACAGAGUCCUUCAUUGCGUAAAUCCACUGGUACACUUGGUCUGCCUGGUAUCAGUAUCGAGUCUUAA